This is a messenger RNA of Aureobasidium subglaciale EXF-2481, 480 nucleotides long. RefSeq lists its product as uncharacterized. The coding region runs from base 1 to 480 and encodes 159 amino acids. The transcript is spliced from 2 exons. The record is from RefSeq and is a predicted model, not a curated record. NCBI's taxonomy places the organism in Eukaryota, Fungi, Ascomycota, Dothideomycetes, Dothideales, Saccotheciaceae.
AUGAAGUUGUCAAAAAUCGCCACCUCUUUUGCUGUUUUCCAGGACACAGCUGGAACUACCAUGACAACUCCUGUCGUCUUCGGCUCUACAGCCCUCGCCAUCAGCACACCCACCACCGCUGCCGUUCCUACUCUAGUCUUGACCAACGCCAAGUUUAAUGCUCUUGCUAGACGCGCUGAGAUUGCUGCUCUUGACGUUGAUGAGAUGACGGAUCUCGAAGAUGACAAUCUUACCGAUGUUGAAAUGUUGGAUUUGUGUGGCACUUCUACCACUGGCAUAGCUAGUGGAGACGUCGCAACCGCUACUGCACCCACAGCAACCACUCUCAUGACCGAGGCACCCGUUCCUCACAUCGAGAUGACCAUCUUCAACACCACCGAGCAAACCGCAGAUCUCACAAAGAGAAGCACACAAGAAGAAGACGACUACCACAGCGCGUCAUUGUGGGAACAUGUAAAGUGGCUAUUAGGAUCAUGGUGA